Molecule: messenger RNA, 2128 nt
Organism: Archocentrus centrarchus (flier cichlid)
Lineage: Eukaryota; Metazoa; Chordata; Actinopteri; Cichliformes; Cichlidae
Gene: syt6a
Product: synaptotagmin VIa
Exons: 8
Coding region: 1-1542 (513 amino acids)
Biological process (GO): calcium-ion regulated exocytosis
Cellular component (GO): exocytic vesicle; plasma membrane
Molecular function (GO): clathrin binding; calcium-dependent phospholipid binding; phosphatidylserine binding
Source: RefSeq, a predicted model, not a curated record
AUGACACAAGUGAGAGAGAAAGAGGGGAAGAUAGUAAAGGACCAAGGAAAGGGAAAAGUGAGAGACACUGUCACUGACGCUACUUUUGGCCUCCUGCUUGGUGUGUUUGUGGUCUGUGGCCUGGCAUUGCUGGGACUUCUUACAUUCGUCUCCUGGAAGCUGUGCUGGGUGCCUUGGCGGACUAAGGCCCACUUUCCCAGUCCAUCCCUCAACCUGGCCUGCGGCCCACAGCACUGCCCGCUCCAGCCGCCGCUCCUGUUGCCCAGUCCCCAGCAGUCACCGGUCACCAUGGCAACAGAGAAGGUGAAGGACCCCAUGGGCUCGAUUGGUUUCCUGGAGGCUGCGGUGAAGAUAAGCCAUACCUCUCCUGACAUCCCCACUGAUGUGCAGCUCUCCAUGAGGGAGCACUUCCUGCGCCGCACGCAACGCAUGCAAAGGCAAACCACUGAGCCGGCUUCCUCCACUCGGCAUAAUUCAUUCAAAAGACACCUGCCCAGGCAGAUGCAGGUGGGCAGUCUAGAUCUGGGAAAUGACUAUGUGGUGGACAAGGAUGAAAAGCCCACUAGCAUUGGCCGCAUCCAACCAGAGCUCUACCAACAGAAGGCUUCAGAAUCAGAGGACUCGUCCAAGAACAGCAGCAAAAACUGUGGCAAGAUUAACUUCUCCCUCAAGUACGACUAUGAAAAUGAGUCUCUCCUUGUCAACAUCCUCAAGGCAGUAGACCUACCAGCCAAAGACUUAUGCGGCACAUCUGACCCUUACGUGAAGAUCUACCUGCUGCCCGACCGCAAGAAGUUCCAGACUCGUGUCCAUCGGAAGACGCUCAACCCCACAUUCAGUGAGAGCUUCCAGUUUCCUGUGCCUUAUGAUGAGUUGGCUGCCAGGAAGCUCCAUAUGAGUGUUUUUGAUUUUGACCGAUUUUCACGGCAUGAUAUGAUUGGUGAGGUUGUUUUGGAGAACUUGUUUGAGACAUCAGACCUCUCCAGGGAGACAAACAUAUGGAUGGACAUCCAGUACGCAACCAGUGAAAGUGUUGACCUUGGAGAGAUCAUGUUCUCACUAUGCUACCUGCCCACUGCAGGCAGACUUACACUUACUGUCAUCAAGUGCAGGAACCUAAAGGCCAUGGACAUCACUGGAUACUCAGAUCCCUACGUGAAAGUGUCGCUCAUCUGUGAUGGGAGACGUUUGAAAAAGAAGAAGACGAGCAUUAAAAAGAACACCCUGAAUCCCAGCUACAAUGAGGCCAUCAUCUUUGACAUCCCACCAGACAGUAUGGACCACGUCAGCCUGCACAUCUCUGUCAUGGACUAUGAUUUGGUAGGUCAUAAUGAGAUCAUUGGUGUGAUGAGGGUUGGAUGCAGUGCUGAGGGACUUGGCAGGGACCACUGGAACGAAAUGCUGGCCUAUCCGCGGAAGCCCAUUGCACAUUGGCACCCCCUGCUGGAGCCCAAGAAAUCUGAGAAGGAGUGGAAGGCGAGGACAGCCAGUUUUGACAGCCAGGGUUCCUGCCCCUCACCCAGGCCUCCUGCCAGUCCCUGAGCAGAGCCACCUGUGACCCAGCAGCUCAGAAGAGGGUUUCCUUCCUCCUGAUAAACCACUUCCUGUCUGUCUGAUUGAGGAGAAACGCACCCCCAUCCUCUCUCCCUUUCUCUCUCUAUUUCUCCCUUCCUCAAGUCUAGUCUCUGAGCACUCCCAAGAACUGAUCUAGGACUACUCUCAGUCAAGUUGUGUAAAGCCCACUCUAUUUUGGGGUUAAAAUUUAGGGUCCUUAAUUUGAAAUGUGGGUGUUGUGAUGGCCCAGAGUCAUUUGCUGGACGUGCAGUCUGCAGACAUUUGAUACUGAACCGUCUGAGCUGAGGCGAGCUGAUUCCAGUGUCCUCUCAGGAGACUUUCCAAACACUGAAGAUUCAACACUGCACUGCAGAGACGCUGUCUCAGUUGGAUAUCACUCUCUGAAAGCAGCGGAAGUUUCACAGAGGGAAGCUGAGGAUACGGCUUCAGUAGAAAAGGAGAAGAUCAUAAGGGAUCUGAAGCUAUUUCAAAACUCUACAGCUGUAUAAGAAUAAACGAUACUGAGUGUAGCAUUUUGAAAAUAUUAGACAUAGAACCACUCUACUAUUCGUUA